UUCCUCUAUUUACACUCCCUUCAACAAAUAACACAUAAACACAAAUUAAUUUUGUUCAUAUGAGACUACACAUAAACUAGAUUAGUAUUUACGAGACUUAUUCAUCAUUUUUCUUUUUGUUUUAACUAAAGGUGAUAGCUGGCAAGGCAACCUACAACAAAAGGUGUGAUUAAAGAAGAUGAACAGGCAAGAUAAUGAAGACAGACAAACAGAGGAUUUGAGGAAGCGGUUAGCUGUUGCAGUUCGAAGCAUACAAUGGAGUUAUGCUGUCUUCUGGUCAUUGUCAACUAUACAACAAGGGGUACUGGAAUGGAGUGAAGGCUACUAUAAUGGACACAUUAAGCUAAGAAGAACAGUUGGGACUAAAGAUGAAGACACUCACAAUCUAUGUUUACAGAGAAGUAAGCAGUUGAGAAAGCUUUACAAGGCCCUUUUAGAAGGUGGAUAUGAGCAUAGUACUACCAAACAUUCCAUUUCAUUGUCUUUGGAAGAUCUCUCUCAUCUUGAGUGGUAUUACUUGGUUUCCAUGUCCUUCACUUUUAAACUUGGUCAAAGUUUGCCAGGAAGAGCAUUGGCAAGCGGACAACAUAUUUGGCUAUGUGAUGCUCAAUAUGCUGAUAUGAAAGUUUUUUGUCGCUCUUUGCUAGCAAAGAGUGCAUCAAUUCAGACUGUAAUUUGUUUUCCACACAUGGGAGGUGUGAUUGAGCUUGGUGUAACAAACUCGGUAAUGGAGGAUAUAAGUCUCAUUGAACACAUCAAAGCCACCAUACUAAAACUCAUGGAUGAUAAAGAGAUGUUAUAUGUAACACCUUUCUCAAACCAUCAUCCUUCAACAGAUCAAAUGAAGUUUCAUGAGGAUAUUGAAAGCAAUUUACAUCAAAGCUUCCUCCAAGGUUUAAACAUUGGUUCCUCGACGAGCCAUCUUAUAGUGGAAUCUGCUAUUGGUUGCAAAUCUAGUUUUGUGCCUUGGAAAGAAAAACCAAUUGAAGAACACGUAAUUUGUAAUGCAUCACAGAAAUUUUUGAAGAUGGUUUUAUUUAGACUACCGUUGAAUGCUUGUAACAGUUCCUCAAUAAGUAUAAAGGAAGGUAGAAAGAAAGAUUCUCCUUUGAGACCACAGCCUUAUGAUGUAUACAUGCAUGAUUUUAGUUCUCAGCACACUAUAACUAAUGAACUGCUAUUGAACGUGGAUGAAAAAAUAGAGAAGCAGUUGUAUAUGGUUCAAGACUCAAUAAGUCCUACAAUCACUGAGAUAGAUGAAGCAUUUAUCCUAACUGAAAGAAAAAGUGAAGGAAGAGAUUUGGAUCUAUUCGAACACACAUCGGAAAAGUUUAUUGGGGGUAAAGCUUCAGAGAUCAGUGAAACGACAUGGAAUUCCAAUAAGGCUAUUCAGGUGGACAAUCUGCAACCAUUAGACAUAUCAAUUGAUGUAAUCAAGGUAGAGCAUGAGGUUUUAAUCACAAUAAGUUGCCCUUGGAGGGAUUACUUAUUAAUAGAUAUCUUGGAGGAGAUGAAUAAUCUUAAUUUGGAUACUCACAUGGUUCAGUCAUCAAUGCUUGAUGGCACUUUCUCCUUGUCCCUUAAAUCAAAGUUUCAAGGACAAACAUUUGCAUCGGAAUGGAUGAUCAAACAAGCCCUUCGAACAACAAUUGGCCUGCAAUGA
Molecule: messenger RNA, 1663 nt
Organism: Amaranthus tricolor (Joseph's coat)
Lineage: Eukaryota; Viridiplantae; Streptophyta; Magnoliopsida; Caryophyllales; Amaranthaceae
Product: transcription factor MYC1
Exons: 8
Coding region: 179-1663 (494 amino acids)
Source: RefSeq, a predicted model, not a curated record